AUUCAGUAAACUGAAGGAUAGAAAUCAUUGAUUUUUGGAUUUGUGAACUACAUCAACGGCUUUGUCCGACGGGCAGCAUCACGUUUUUGACACAAUUUUCUCGCCCACAGAAAAAUGAGCAGCUCCGAAGAAGUUUCGUGGAUCUCCUGGUUUUGUGGUUUACGUGGAAAUGAAUUCUUUUGUGAGGUUGAUGAAGAUUACAUCCAAGAUAAGUUUAACUUAACCGGACUAAAUGAACAAGUUCCUCACUAUCGGCAAGCACUAGAUAUGAUUCUGGACUUAGAACCAGAUGAUGAUGUUGAAGACAACCCCAAUCAGUCGGACUUGAUAGAACAAGCUGCUGAAAUGUUGUAUGGAUUGAUUCAUGCCAGAUACAUUCUAACAAAUCGUGGGAUUCUGCAAAUGCUUGAGAAGUAUCAUGCUGGAGAUUUUGGGCAUUGUCCAAGGGUGUAUUGUGAAAAUCAGCUCAUGUUACCAAUUGGGUUAUCUGAUGUCCCAGGUGAAGCCAUGGUAAAGCUAUAUUGUCCAAAGUGUAUGGAUGUAUAUACUCCCAAAUCUUCCCGUCAUCACCACACUGAUGGGGCAUAUUUUGGGACAGGGUUCCCUCACAUGCUUUUCAUGGUCCAUCCUGAAUAUAGACCCAAAAAACCAACCAAUCAGUUUGUCCCACGAUUGUAUGGUUUUAAAAUCCAUCCGUUAGCCUAUCAGAUCCAACAACAGGGCGCCUCAAAUUUUAAAGUUCCCAUGCGUACUGUAAGUUACAACAACGGGAGGAAAUGAGGCUGCAGUAGGCUUCUUUGCCAUUAUUCAUUCAAUGUUACCAUAUAGAAUAAACGACGUUCAGGGAUUAUGUAACGCAGUUUUCAAGUCCCCUCCCCGAUCACUAUUCACAACCUCAUCGUUCCAACAAAUCUACGUAACGUUAUUCAGCUCUCCCAUAUUUUCUGAAACUAAUUAAAAAUCUGAAAUUAAAUUGAACCGAGUGCUAGAAUUUUGGCCAGGUAGUAAGCACUCAAACAAUUUCUAUUUUUCCCGAAACCAUCAUUUUAAUUUUCUCGCCUCAUGAGCAAAAGCUCUUGCUUUAACGUUACGUCCGCCAUCCUUUCAUCGUCAUAGCUAGAUUUUUGAGGUCCCUUCUGCGUUACAUAAUCUGUGAUCGUCGUCCAUUGGAACUGAACAUCCCUUGAUUCGACCCAUGAUUUACUCGACUUGUACAACAAUUUGAUGAAAAAAAAAAAAAAAAGAAUAGUGAAAUUUUUUUCUCUGGUUAAGAAUCGCACGUAUUCACUUAUCAGAUUGUUAGUCUAAUUAUUCCAACGAUAUUGCUCCAAAUCUGCGCCAGAGAAGCUACGUAGAAUGACGACAUGGAUACUAACAUUGUAAGUGUCUUUACCCAGACCAACUGCGUACUGGCUCGAAGUUAUUAUCGAAAUGGUUCUUUAUUUCUAUUUCCGUUCUCUUUUUGCUGCCAUUACAAAUUUCACAAUUCA
Molecule: messenger RNA, 1490 nt
Organism: Daphnia magna
Lineage: Eukaryota; Metazoa; Arthropoda; Branchiopoda; Diplostraca; Daphniidae
Gene: CkIIbeta
Product: casein kinase II subunit beta
Exons: 4
Coding region: 115-780 (221 amino acids)
Cellular component (GO): protein kinase CK2 complex; cytoplasm
Molecular function (GO): protein kinase regulator activity
Source: RefSeq, a predicted model, not a curated record